AUGAAUUACUGGUGGAUGUUUAUGUUCGCUUUAUUAUCAGUAUUUGCGAUACUCCAGCUUUUUUUAAUUUUAACGAAAUUUAAGUAUGAUACCCCUGUUUGACUUCUUGAGCAAAAUAGAAGAAAAGAUGCAGAAGCAAGCUUAACUCAGUACUAUGAUAAUGAAAAUGAGCCAAUAGCUCUUUCAAAAUUAGAGCAAAAUAUAGCAAAAGCUAAACAAGAAGCUGGAGAAAGCAGCUAUGCUGAUUUGCUGUGCUGCAGAAAAGGGCAUUCUAAGAUUAUUCGAAUUGGAGUCAUGCUGAAUUUAAUACAACAAUGGAGCGGAAUUAACGCAAUUAUAGGGUACUCUACUACUAUUUUUAGCGAGUUCGGAAACAAGUUUAUUGCAAGAGUUUUUACUGUUGUAGUUGGACUUGUUAAUAUGGCCGCUACAUUGAUAUUGUUCCCAGCUGUUAAUAAAUUUGGGAGAAAGCCUAUGCUUUUGGUGGGAUGCUUAGGAAUGGCUGUGUGCUUAAUUUUGGUUGGAAUGUUUUCUGGUCCUGUCGAAGGUUCUUCAGGCCCUCCGCUUGUUUUUAUAUUGCUUUAUAUUGUUUUCUUCGAAAUAUCAGUUGGGCCACUAAUUUGGAUUGUUUGUGGAGAAAUUUGUUCACCGAAAGUUAUGAGUAUUUGCAUUGGAACAAACUGGGCUUCGGUUACAGCUGUGGUCUUCUUGUUCCCUAUUAUGGCUAAUGCAUUUACGAUGACUUAUGCGUUUUUAUUUUAUGCAGGAAUUUGCAUUUUAAGUAUUCCUUAUUUGUGGCUUGACUUAAUCGAGACGAAAGGAAAAACUAAAGCUGACUUGAAAAUGAUGUUUUCAAAACUCAGAUAA
Molecule: messenger RNA, 867 nt
Organism: Blepharisma stoltei
Lineage: Eukaryota; Ciliophora; Heterotrichea; Heterotrichida; Blepharismidae
Source: the annotation of a GenBank genome assembly